This is a messenger RNA of Salvelinus fontinalis (brook trout), 2109 nucleotides long. RefSeq names its product zinc finger protein OZF-like. Gene Ontology annotation, biological process: regulation of transcription by RNA polymerase II. Bases 337 to 1926 code for a protein of 529 amino acids. The transcript is spliced from 2 exons. Gene Ontology annotation, molecular function: DNA-binding transcription factor activity, RNA polymerase II-specific; RNA polymerase II transcription regulatory region sequence-specific DNA binding. Gene Ontology annotation, cellular component: nucleus. Lineage: Eukaryota; Metazoa; Chordata; Actinopteri; Salmoniformes; Salmonidae. The record is from RefSeq and is a predicted model, not a curated record.
CGGUGGGCGAUUUUAAGGCAAUGCUGUUAGUGUGACGUAUAAUCUAGUGGACGGAACGCAAUGCUGUUAGUGUGACGUAUAAUCUAGUGGACGGAACGCUUCUUUCAGCAGCAGCAACAGUUAGUCCGCCACCUCGGUAGCUUGCUAGCCAAAAUAGCCGAACCCAUAAAGCUCUUUAGACGCUUUAGUGUAUAUUAGCCACUGUAUUUUAAACCCUUGUCUGUCGUCUAGUUAGUUAGUUAUCCUAUUUAAUUUCAUAUUUACGGUGCUGUUGUUAUUAUUCAGCUAGCGGACUGGUUAAGUUAGCAUUAGCCUAGCUAGCUAACAUCUCCGACCAUGAGUUCACUAAAUGACUCUCUUCCUGCUGAAGAAGAGACGGUCUGUUGGACGGAGAAAGAAGCUCUCAUCAAAGAGGAGGAGGAAGAGAAGGAUGUUACAAUACAAAAACAAGUAGAGGGUGAGGCUGUUACAGGGAAAGAAGAAGAGGAAGACGUUACAGUGAAAGAGGAGGAGGGUGUGACAGUAAAAGAUGAGGAGGAUUCAGUUUUUGAAGUGAAAGCGGAGGAUGGGGAGAUUACGGUCUCAUCGGAAGAAGAGGAGGAGGAAACUGGAUAUCUGGGCCCGAUUUCCCAAACGCAAUUUAAGGCAUCCAGUGGUUCUAAAGAUGAACUUAGCCAUAAGAUGGUUUUGAGAAACCGGGCCGUGAUUACCACUGGAGAGAGACGGGACUACCGUGGGUCCUCUGGGGAGCCUCAACAACCUCAUGAUGCUGACGAGGCAGAGAAGAGUCUCUCCAGAUCAGAACACAUCAAUAAACACCUGCAGAGAUCCACAGGGAAGAGAACUCACUGCUGCUCUGACUGUGGGAAGAGAUUCACCUCAUCAGACAUUAAAAUUCAUCAGAGAACACACACAGGAGAGAAACCUUUUAGCUGUGAUCAAUGUGGGAAGAGUUUUACUGCAUCUAGCAAUCUGACUAAACACCAGAGAACACACACAGGAGAGAAACCUUAUAGCUGUGAUCAAUGUGGGAAGAGUUUUGGUCAAUCUGGAGAGCUGACAGUGCACCAGAGAAGACACACAGGAGAGAAAUCUUUUAGCUGUGGUCAAUGUGGGAAGAGUUUUACUAAGUCUGGCCAUCUGACUCUGCACCAGAGAAUACACACAGGAGAGAAACCUUAUAGCUGUGAUCAAUGUGGGAAGAGUUUUGGUCAAUCUGGAGCGCUGACAGUGCACCAGAGAACACACACAGGAGAGAAACCUUACAGCUGUGGUCGAUGUGGGAAGAGUUUUACUACAUCUGGCCAUCUGACAAAACACCAGAGAAUACACACAGGAGAGAAACCUUAUAGCUGUGGUCAAUGUGGGAAGAGUUUUACUACAUCUGGCCAUCUGACUCUACACCAGAGAAUACACACAGGAGAGAAACCUUAUAGCUGUGGUCAAUGUGGGAAGAGUUUUGGUCGAUCUGGCCAUCUGACUCUACACCAGAGAAUACACUCAGGAGAGAAAUCUUAUAGCUGUGAUCAAUGUGGCAAGGGUUUUGGUCGAUCUGGAGAACUAACAGUGCACCAGAGAACACACACAGGAGAGAAACCUUAUAUCUGUGGUCAAUGUGGGAAGAGUUUUACUACAUCUGGCCAUCUGUCUUUACACCAGAGAACACACACAGGAGAGAAACCUUAUAGCUGUGUUCAAUGUGGGAAGAGUUUUAGUCAAUCUGGACAGCUGACUCAACACCAGAGAAUACAUACAGGAGAGAAACCUUAUAGCUGUGAUCAAUGUGGGAUGAGUUUUACUACAUCUGGUUCUCUGUCUCUACAUAAGAGAACGCACACAGGAGAGAAACCUUAUAGCUGUGAUCAGUGUGACAAGAGAUACUCUGAUAAAAGAUCUCUGAUCAAACAUCAGACAAUACAUACAUGAAGGAGUUAUUUCGUGAUAUCAAUGAAUUAAUGUCACAAUGUAGAAUGUUUUAACAUUGUAGUAGGAGUAUUUUAAGGAAUUUCACAAUGUUGAACCCUAAACCUUUGCCCCAUUCAAUUGAUUUCAGCGUGAUAUGGAUAUUAUACUUGGGAAAAAUACAGGCUCUGAAUUGAAAGAGUACUA